This is a messenger RNA of Fukomys damarensis (Damara mole-rat), 981 nucleotides long. Its product is annotated as zona pellucida sperm-binding protein 3-like. Gene Ontology annotation, molecular function: acrosin binding. The record is from RefSeq and is a predicted model, not a curated record. Gene Ontology annotation, cellular component: extracellular matrix. Lineage: Eukaryota; Metazoa; Chordata; Mammalia; Rodentia; Bathyergidae. Gene Ontology annotation, biological process: egg coat formation; binding of sperm to zona pellucida; positive regulation of acrosome reaction.
AUGAAGAGUAGUGAUUUCUCUUAUCACCUAUAUACUUCUGCUAUGGAAGGAAUCAAGAAAAACUGGCCAAAGGGAAACCUGUCUAUCAUGAGGACCAACCGUGCAGAAGUUUCCACUGAGUGUUGCUACCCUAGGCACGGCAACGUAAGCAGCCAGGCGAUCCUGCCCACCUGGGUGCCCUUCAGGACCACAAUGUCCUUGGAGGAGAAGCUGGCUUUCUCCCUGUGCCUGAUGGAGGAGAAUUGGAACACCAAGAAGAUGUCUCCCACUUUCCACCUGGGUAAGGUGGCCCAUCUACAGGUUGAGUUCUGCACUGGCAGCCACCUGCCAUUUCAGCUCUUCAUGGACCACUGUGUGGCCACACUGAAACCAGACCAGGACACGUCCCCUCAUCACACCAUCAUGGACUUCCACAGCUGCCUUGUGGAUGGGCUAUCUGACAGCACUUUUGUAUUCGAAGCCCCCAGACCCAGGCCAGACACGCUUUGGUUCAUGGUGGACAUGUUCUACUUCGCUAAUAACUCCAGAAACAUGUAUAUAUAUAUCACCUGUCAUCUGAAGGUUACUGCAGCUAACCAAGUCCCAGACCAACUCAACAAAGCCUGCUCCUUCAACAAGCCUUCCAACAGCUAGUUCCCAGUAGAAGGCACUGCUGACAUCUGUAAGCGCUGUGACAAGGGAGAUGGUGGUGGUCCAGGCUAUUUCAGGAGGCAACUCCCUGAGGUGAGCCAAGGAUUCAGAGCCACUUCACAGAAGGGGAACUGCAGGCACGUAACAGAAGAAGCAGAUGUCACCGUAGAACCACAGAUCUUCCUGGCAAGGGCUAGUGACCACAGUGUGGAGGGCUGGACCCUUCCCACUCAUAUCCCCAUGGUUCUGGGCUUGGGCCUGGCUGCAGUGGCAUUCCUGAACCUGUCUGUUGUCCUGGGUCUUUACAGGAGGUACCACACUGCUUCCUAUUCUGUGUUCCUUCCUCAAUAA